Molecule: messenger RNA, 799 nt
Organism: Ctenocephalides felis (cat flea)
Lineage: Eukaryota; Metazoa; Arthropoda; Insecta; Siphonaptera; Pulicidae
Product: protein lethal(2)essential for life-like
Exons: 5
Coding region: 77-655 (192 amino acids)
Biological process (GO): protein refolding; response to heat
Molecular function (GO): protein folding chaperone
Source: RefSeq, a predicted model, not a curated record
GAUCGGUGUUGAUUUUCGGAUUAGUCUCAGUCAGUACAGUGUUUUGAAAAGUUAUAACGCAAAGCAAUUUCCCAACAUGUCACUCGUUCCUUUAAUGUUCCGCGACUGGUGGGAUGACUUUGGAAUCGAUCAUCCUUCUUCAAGACUCUUUGACCAGCACUUUGGCAUGGGUUUAAACAGAAACGAUCUCUUAUCCUCUUUUAGGAAUAGUCCAACCUUACUGCGUGGAGGAUAUUUUAGACCCUGGAGAACAGAGUUGCUGAAACAAGAUUCUGGAUCUACUGUGACUGCUGAUAAAGACAAAUUUCAGAACACAAUCACACCAGCCGUGUUUGAGGUUAUACUGGACGUCCAGCAGUUUAGCCCAAAGGAAAUAACAGUAAAAACUCAGGAUAAUUUUGUGAUCGUUGAAGGAAAACAUGAAGAGAAACAAGAUGAGCACGGUUUUAUUUCAAGGCACUUUGUUCGCAGGUAUAUGCUGCCGGCCGAACACAAUCCAAACGACGUCGUAUCGAGUCUCUCAUCUGAUGGCGUUUUAACAAUCACAGCUCCUAAAAAAGCCUUGCCGCCCCCCAGUACCGAACGUGUUGUCCCCAUAACUCAAACAGGGCCGGCUAAGGAAACACAAGUGCCCGUGGAACAAAACAAAGAAUAAAUAUUAUAAAAAACACAUAUACAUAUAUGAUUGAUAAUCAGAAAAUAUUUAUUUUAACAUUUAAUGGAUAAGAAACCCCUGAUGUGAAAGAGCAUCCCUGAAAUUAAGUUUAAUGUAUGAAUAUAAUAUUUAUUAGUUAUUUAU